This is a messenger RNA of Ostrinia furnacalis (Asian corn borer), 1283 nucleotides long. RefSeq names its product Testicular haploid expressed gene (gene Theg). The transcript is spliced from 4 exons. Bases 323 to 1000 code for a protein of 225 amino acids. The record is from RefSeq and is a predicted model, not a curated record. Lineage: Eukaryota; Metazoa; Arthropoda; Insecta; Lepidoptera; Crambidae.
AGGUUACAAAAUAAACUUGAUCCAUCUGAAAAUUCAGUUUGGUCCGUAGCGUCCGCAAAAGUACACAAGGCACUCAUUUCUCACAUCAUACAGAGUCACAGACAAAAGUUUGCAAGGAAAUACUUUUUCAAUAUUACAAUACAACCUUUUCAUAAAAACAAAAAAGUAAAACCCACACUUCGAAAUUCAGACACCUGUCAACCAACACCGCCGUCGAGAGCGCACGAAAAUGGACACCAAAUUGAAAUAAACACAAAAAUAUAAAAUGUAACACCCGGACAUUCCCCCUACCACCAUAUAACUCUCUGAAUAGCUAGCUACCAUGGGCAAGCCGAAGUUCGAUCAGCCAACGAGCACCUUCCCUUACAAAAUAUCCAGGAGGCUGAAUAUUCUGAGUGUACCCAGGAAUUACAUCAUCGAUACGGGUGAAGGUAUGCCUGCUCUCACGCCAAGAGGGAUACGAAAGUCUGCGAUUAACGCGCAACUGUCAGACAGGGUCAAUGACGCCGCAUGGCCUUAUAUUCGCCGCUUCCUAAUCAUCAAAAAGAUGUACAAGCACCGAUUCAGCCAAGAGCGUAUGGAGCGCAUCGACCGCAUGAUCGAGGCGGCCAACGUGACAUGCUACUCCAAGCUCGCCAACUGCGUGUUAGAUCUGAAGAAACAGGACACAAAGGAGGUUAAGAAGAAGCGAGGCUGGACCGAGAGCGAAUGGAAGAAGCACAUGGAUUAUAUUGGGCAGAUCGCCGGGCCUAGAAGAGAGGAGAUAUUCAAACCCCCGCCUAUAAAGAGAGGUAACAUCAAACCUCUAGACCAGUUACUACCGAGGAUCAACCAGAUAUGCUACCGGCCAGACUUCAAGAUCUACAAACGGCUCUCGCAGGAAGCUUGGUACAGAGAUCCUAUCAAAGUUCCAAGGGGCGCCCUAAAGUACGUGAUAUCAGACAGAGUGAAGAAGCUAGCAGUUCCGAGAGUUAUACCGCAACCCGGCGCUUACGACUGAUCCCACAACAACGCCGAGUCAACCGUCCUAACGAAGACAGAACAAAACAACCGAAGUCAUGUAACUAAAACAUUAUCCAGUGUCAGUCUCCCCUCAUAUCAAUAGUGGUGUACGUUCAACCAAGUCGCGACGGUAUCGGUGGACAAAGCAACCAAUAAAACAGUAAGCAACUUUAAAAUUGUUUUAUUGUAUUUACAUUUGGUAACAAUGUCGAUUUUCUACUUAAUUUUAAAAAAAUACUGCGAAAUUAAAACUGAUUUUUGCAUUUUAAAUUCAUUGACAG